CCAGAGAGAAAACGCCUGACCCGGGCCCGGCCUCCGCUGCACGCUCUCCCCGGUGGCUCGUCCGCCCCGCGCCGUCCGCCACCUGCGCGUCCCUCCGCCCGUUCCGGGCUCCCAGCCCGGUCCGCCAUGCGGCUUCUGCCCGCGACCUCCGGCGGGCCCUCGGGGAGCCCUGCGCCGCUGCUCCUGCUGCUGCUGGGCGGCUGCCUGGAGGUGUCCAGGGGAACGGCGGGCUCGCGGAGGCCCAACGUGGUGCUGCUGCUCACCGACGACCAGGACGCGGUGCUCGGCGGCAUGACACCACUGAAGAAAACCAAGGCUCUCAUUGCAGAGAUGGGGAUGACUUUUUCCAGUGCUUACGUGCCGAGCGCGCUCUGCUGCCCCAGCAGGGCCAGCGUCCUGACGGGCAAGUACCCCCACAACCACCACGUGGUGAACAAUACGCUGGAGGGCAACUGCAGCAGCCGCGCCUGGCAGAAGGUCCAGGAGCCCAGCACCUUCCCAGCCAUCCUCAGAUCCAUGUGUGGUUACCAGACCUUUUUUGCAGGGAAAUACUUAAAUGAGUAUGGAGCCCCGGCUGCGGGUGGCCUGGAGCACGUCCCCCUGGGCUGGAGUUACUGGUUUGCCUUGGAAAAGAAUUCUAAAUACUAUAAUUACACCCUUUCCAUCAAUGGGAAGGCCCGGAAGCACGGAGCGAACUACAGCGUGGACUACCUCACAGACGUGCUGGCUAACGUCUCCUUGGACUUCCUGGACUACAAAUCCAACUCGGAGCCCUUCUUCAUGAUGAUUGCAACUCCAGCGCCUCACUCACCCUGGACCGCCGCACCGCAGUACCAGAAGGCUUUCCAGAACGUCUUCGCGCCAAGAAACAAGAACUUCAACAUCCAUGGAACGAACAAGCACUGGUUAAUUAGGCAAGCCAAGACACCGAUGACUAAUUCUUCAAUACAGUUCUUAGAUGAUGCAUUCAGGAAAAGGUGGCAAACUCUGCUCUCAGUUGACGACCUAGUGGAGAAGCUGGUCAGGAGGCUGGAGUUCACGGGGGAGCUCAACAACACGUAUAUCUUCUACACCUCAGACAAUGGCUACCACACAGGACAGUUUUCUUUACCAAUAGACAAGAGGCAGCUGUAUGAGUUUGAUAUCAAAGUUCCGCUGCUGGUGCGGGGGCCUGGGAUCAGACCGAACCAGACAAGCAAGAUGCUCGUUGCCAACAUUGACUUGGGCCCCACCAUCCUGGACAUCGCUGGCUACAGCCUGAGUAAGACGCAGAUGGAUGGAAUGUCCUUAUUGCCUCUCUUGAGAGGUGCCAGUAAUGUGACCUGGAGGUCAGACGUCCUGGUGGAGUACCAAGGGGAAGGCCGCAACAUCACGGACCCAACAUGCCCUGCCCUGAGUCCUGGCGUCUCUCAAUGUUUCCCAGACUGCGUGUGUGAAGACGCUUACAACAACACCUACGCCUGUGUGAGGACGGUGUCGGCCACGUGGGACUUGCAGUACUGCGAGUUUGACGACCAGGAGGUGUUUGUAGAAGUCUAUAACCUGACUGCAGACCCAGAUCAAAUCACUAACAUUGCUAAGAGUAUAGACCCAGAGCUUUUAGGAAAGAUGAACUACCGGCUGAUGAUGCUACAGUCCUGCUCUGGGCCAACCUGUCGCACGCCAGGGGUGUUUGACCCGGGGUACAGGUUUGACCCUCGCCUCAUGUUCAGCAGUCAUGGCAGCAUCAGCACACGAAGGUUUCCAAAACACCUCCUGUAGCAGCCGAGCCCAGCCUCGUGGUGGGACCCAGCGUGGCUCCUGAUGACGUGACCGUAGUGGGCAUCUGUGGCUGGUCUUCAGGACCAGGCCUGCGAGAGUUUCCAGACUGGCUUUUUUUAAGUACCCCAAUCAGCUGACCCUGUGCAGUGCAUUCAACUGUGAACUCUGCCCGCGUGUCAGGAGUGGCUGUCCUGGUCUCGGCCUUGAGGUCGUCUGUUUUCACCAUAUCCCUCUGUCCUGGUACCCCAGUUCCUGAUUAUUCUCCAUGUGGUCAAAGUCUGAAUUUGUAAAUCCACAUUCAGAUAAAUAGCAAUACUUGAGGGCAAAACAAAACACACAUACAAAAAACCACCCCACGUUUUGGUAAAUAUCUUGACCUGCAUAGCAUUUCAGAUUGAGCACAUCACUAUCAAACGUCACAUGGCCUGAAGAGUAACCAUCAGAGCUCGAGGCAUCCACAUAAGCGCAGGCACCAUUGUUCUAAUAAAUAAAUAAGGACCCGUCACGGCAGCAACGGAACGUGACAGCCAAGCUCGGUUCCAUUCUGGGAAUUUGAGGUUGGUGCUGCUCUUAACCAAGUGAGCAGUGGGAGACGCUGACAGUGACCACCAUCCACAUUCCCGCUGCCAUGCUAGAAAACUGAGGAGGUGGCUCUGCUCUUGAGACUUUCCCCUCUGAAAGCUGAAAAGUACGUGGCUUAGGAAGACCCAUAGGGGAGACCUGCCCAGGGUUGGGUGUUCUAAGGGCCUCGGGGUUUUGAAGGCCUGUCCCUGGGCAGAGGAGGCUGGUGCAUGCCCAGCAGGGAGCCCGGUUGUGCCCCGUGCGGUCAUUUUGACUCCAUGUGCGUCCUGGUGUCCUGGUCUUCAGGUUGUGAACCUUUCUUACAGUCGAUGCCAAGUGUCAGCUGUUUUACCCACCACCUCUGCCCUAGAGUUAAGCUCCUCCUGAGGUUACAGAGUUUAACUGGGGCCCCAUUCAGUAUUCCCAUCAAAAUCAAGUCUGUUCAGGUUUCCUCACCAUUUACAACAUCUACGCUUUGAUGUUUCUUGGCUUAAAACCAGUUCCAUUCCAGUUCUCCUUUCACGAGAAAGCUAAUUGGUGGUUAGACAGCAGGAGAGAAAGAAGACCUGUGGUUUAAAACGUGUUCAACUCAGGCACUAGCAAUCUUAGCUUUAUUUAAGGUCUUCUGUUCAGCUUUAAGCACUUUGUAAGACAUAAGCAUACGUAGCUUUCCUAUCAGAAUCCCAGAUAGCCAUGUGGGUUAAUAGCCAGUGCGUGUAUUCCUUUACCUCCUAUGAGCCCAGCAACUGUGGUGGUGUCUAGAAGUGAAAUACAGCAAGUGAAUAAAAGUCUCUGCUGUGAAUGUUGUAGAGAAAUUCUCAAAAUUUUGUAACUAAAAGCAAACUAUAUUGAAUAUGGGUAUCAGCUUCCUUCUCCACCCUGAUUCUAACAUCAUCAGUCAACUUCCAUGUUAAUGAGUUGACCCUAGUUUUUCCCAAAUAAAAAAACCAACUCCUACCAGGUCUUGAAGGGUGACGUCACGUUACUCAAUUGUGUGGUGCUGGUUCCUGACCGCAGGCAGAGGCCCAGCCGGCGGCCCCGGCACUUAGGCCACGCUCCGUCAAGCUGGUGUGUCUGGGUGCCGGGAUGUGUGAGCACCUCCUUGUAACCCUUCUAUUCUGGGUACAUUUUCUACCUAACCUUGAAUAGCCUAAUUUUACUUUUUCUCUUGAACUGGCUUCAUUCUGGAUCUGUGGUAAAAACUUCCAUAAAGAGACCUCAACUUACAACCUCACAGACUCCACAGUGCUCUGACAUCUUCAGAGCGCUUGUGGGUGAGGGCCACUUGCAGUCAUUUGCAUUUGGAUCCUUUUCCCUUUCAAGAGGGUCAGGCCUGUGUCUGUCGGUGUCAGAGCCGAGAACCACAUACACAUCAGCAAUGAGCAGAGGGCUUAGGAACAGACAGACUUGCCUUAGAAGAUUCCUGUUGCAGAAGCUCUUUUUCACAUACAAAGUAGGAACACCAUUUGAGCAUCUUUGCAUUUGACACUGGUGCUGUUGCAAACAUCUUAAUUGACAACACUAGGGUUCUAGUACAAAAUAGUAAUGACAGCCAUGGAAAUUAAUCUGUAAGAAAUGUCCUUAAAUCUACUUUAGUGUCUAAAUUAAGGAUUAGUGUUUUAAUAAGUUGUGCCAGGAUCUUUACUAAGAGAAAGCAAAGGGUAUCAACUGGUCCACAGAUAGAAUUAGACUUAUUUGGGUUCUUUGAUUUAAUGCCCCUUAGUUCCUCCCGGUUGUAAAUUCCGUUUGCUUUGUCUGUUCUUGAAUCCACCUGCCCUUCCUCUCUGUCAUCUCAGUCAUUUGACUUAGAAAGUGCCCUUCAAAAGGACCCUGUUCACUGCUGCACUUUUCAAUGAAUUAAAAUUUAUUUCUGUUCUAGUG
This is a messenger RNA of Nycticebus coucang (slow loris), 4203 nucleotides long. It is a transcript of the gene GNS, whose product is annotated as glucosamine (N-acetyl)-6-sulfatase. The coding region runs from base 127 to 1761 and encodes 544 amino acids. The transcript has 14 exons. Lineage: Eukaryota; Metazoa; Chordata; Mammalia; Primates; Lorisidae. Gene Ontology annotation, biological process: glycosaminoglycan metabolic process. Gene Ontology annotation, molecular function: glycosaminoglycan binding; N-acetylglucosamine-6-sulfatase activity. The record is from RefSeq and is a predicted model, not a curated record.